CCCGAGGGAAUGACGAAGUCCGCGUACAAGAAGUUGCUACGAAGACAGAGACACGAGGAAACCAAGGCAGAAUACCGAGAACACCGCAAGCAGCUACGAAAGGACAGAGACGCUGAGCGCCGGGAGGAGAUCAGCAAGUUGAAAGCCAACGGUGAGCCAUACGAGCAUCUUGUGAAACCUAGAAACAAAAACAAGAUUGUGAAAACCAUCGGUGUAGUGAUAGACUGUGGCUACGAUGACUACAUGAAUGAGAAGGAGGUUGUCAGUUUGAGCUCGCAGAUCACGAGAGCAUAUUCGUCUAACAGACAGGCUAUGGACAUUGCGCCUGCAGCAAAACUGGUCAUCAGCGGUCUAGACAAGAGACUCAAGCAGAGAUUUGAGAGUGUGUUACCAGACUACCAGAAGUGGGAUCCAGAGUGUGCACAGUUUAAGGAGACCAGUUUGCAGACUGUACUUGACAGAUGGAACGGCGACAAUUCCGUGGGAGACCAGGAUUACUCGAACGUGGUGUAUCUAUCUGCGGACACAGAGGACGUGAUUACUGAGCUCAAGGCGGGAGAGAUAUACGUUGUCGGCGGGAUAGUGGACAAGGGGCGUCACAAGAACCUGUGCAAAACGACAGCAGAGUCGCUUGGGCACAACAUUCGUAUUCGCCGGUUGCCUAUCGACGAGUACAUCAAGCUCAGCGGCCGCAAAGUGUUGACUACGGCGCAUGUGGUUGAGUUGCUCUUGAAAUGGUGUGAGUACAAGGACUGGAAGAAGGCCUUCGAAGAGGUGUUGCCGCCACGUAAGAUG
This is a messenger RNA of Pichia membranifaciens NRRL Y-2026, 795 nucleotides long. RefSeq lists its product as hypothetical. Gene Ontology annotation, cellular component: nucleus. Lineage: Eukaryota; Fungi; Ascomycota; Pichiomycetes; Pichiales; Pichiaceae. Gene Ontology annotation, biological process: tRNA N1-guanine methylation. Gene Ontology annotation, molecular function: tRNA binding. The transcript has 3 exons. The record is from RefSeq and is a predicted model, not a curated record. The annotation marks the transcript as partial.